This is a messenger RNA of Seminavis robusta, 621 nucleotides long. The record is from the annotation of a GenBank genome assembly. Lineage: Eukaryota; Bacillariophyta; Bacillariophyceae; Naviculales; Naviculaceae.
AUGUACAUUUUCAGGAGGAGCGAUUCGAUGUGCUCAGUGGUGGAACCACCACACAAGACGACAAUCAGUAGUAACAACAAUGGUGGUGAUGAGUCCUCUACUUUGGACAGCCGAAGGUCUGCCAAGACAUAUCCUCCGAGUCGGUCUCAGCAACGAAUGGAUGCAUUUCUGCAGCAGUCAUCUCAUGCGUCGGCGUCAUCGUCAUCACCAUUGAAUCAAUCCUAUCAUUCCGCCCCGUUGCGAUCACUGCCGGAACGCAGCAAUGAACCACUCGACUUUGGAAUACACCAACGAGCGGCAGAAGGGUUGCGGUAUACUGUCUAUGAUUUGGUGGCGCUUUCGGCCGAAGACAAAUCGUUUCGUCAACUCAAAUCGACGCUGCGCCAGAAUGGAGCCGUGACGAACGAAAUGCUGAAACAGGGCUUGCCGCUCUUUCUGCACAAGAACCGAAGUACCAUUUUGAGACGGUACUUUCGAGAACUCGACAAGGAACGAGCAAAAACCGAAAAGCGAAUGUCCAGAGCAUCCUUUUUGAGGGCCGAUGCCAGCAUGCGGGAUGCCAGUACCAAAAGUACCAUGAGUUUUCGAAAGUCAGCCUUUGGGUUUGCUGGGUUUCUUUGA